Molecule: messenger RNA, 1074 nt
Organism: Microdochium trichocladiopsis
Lineage: Eukaryota; Fungi; Ascomycota; Sordariomycetes; Xylariales; Microdochiaceae
Product: Alpha/Beta hydrolase protein
Exons: 2
Coding region: 1-1074 (357 amino acids)
Molecular function (GO): hydrolase activity
Source: RefSeq, a predicted model, not a curated record
AUGGCAGCGGAUUCCAAGAUCAACCAGGGCAAAAUUGAUGGCCUGAAGCCCGAAGACCCGCGGGUCGAGCACAAGUUCAUCGAUGUCGGCGGCGGCAUCACUUAUCACUACCUCCUCGCCAACUCAACGACAGGCGAGCCACCAGUGGCCACGAUCGUUCUUAUUCAUGGCUGGCCCGAUUUCUCCUACGGCUGGCGCUACCAGGUCCCCUUCCUGCAGUCCUUGGGCCUGCGCGUCGUGGUGCCGGACAUGCUCGGCUACGGCCGGACCUCUGCGCCGGACGACCACGCCGAGUACAGCUUCAAGAAGAUGUGCGGCCACAUCGCCACGCUGAUCCAGUCCGUCACGGGCGGCGCGCCGAUCAUCCUCGGCGGCCACGACUGGGGCGGCUACUUUGUCUGGCGCAUGACCAGGUACUACCCGGACCUCAUCACCGCCGUGUUCAGCAUGUGCGUGCCCUACGAGCCGCCGUCCCCCAAGGUGCUCACCCUCGAGCAGAUCGUCGAGCGGGCGCCCAACUUCCAGUACCAGCUGCAGCUCGCGAGCCCCGUGGCUGAGACCCUGGUCAACCGCUCGCCGGCGACGCUGCGCGGGUUCCUGAACGGUCUGUAUGGCGGGAGGACCCCGGAAAAUGAGAUCCUGUUCAACACGGAUGUCGGCAUCAGGGACGCCGACAUGCUCGAGCGCAUCCAGCAGUCGCCCAUGGUCUCACCGGCGAUGAUGGACUACUAUGUGCAGGAGUUCUCGCGCAGCGGGAUGCACGGCCCGUGCAACUGGUACCGCACGCGCCUGGUCAACGGCGAGGAGGAGCUGCCGCUCGCCGAGGAGGACGCGAGGGCCGGCAAGCCCAGGCAGUUUGCGCAGCCGGCCAUGAUUGUCAUGGCGGAGCUGGACGCCGCGCUGCCGCCCAGGCUUAUGCAGAACCAGGAUCAGUACUUUGAGAAGCCGCUCAAGAAGGCCGUCGUCAAGGGGGCUUCGCACUGGGUCAUGGUGCAGUGCCCGAGCGAGUCGAACCAGCUGAUUGGGGAGUUCCUCCAGGGCGUGCUGGGGGAUAAGAUCAAGGCUUCCCUGUAG